CUUUCGCAUUGGCAGCCCAGUAUAUUAUACAGCCAGUGGUCCUCUGUUAGUGGACGUGGAUGCGCGCUAAGCCCCGGCCUUUCGUCACUCUUUUUUGACAAGACCUCUGAUAUUCCACCACAAGGAAAAUGGCUUCAGCUGCAUUCGAAUCGCAGGGCGUUCGAAUUGCUGUCGAGGGCUGUGGCCAUGGCGCGCUCGACGCGAUAUAUGCUUCUGUCAAGCAGUCUGCCCAGGAGCGCGGCUGGGAUGGCGUUGACCUACUUAUCAUUGGAGGUGAUUUCCAGGCUGUGCGCAAUGCGGCCGACUUGACGGUCAUGUCAUGUCCCAUCAAGUAUCGCAAAAUCGGUGGCUUCCACGACUACUACGCCGGGAGAAAACAAGCUCCGUAUCUAACCAUUUUCAUUGGCGGAAACCAUGAAGCUGCUUCACAUUCUUGGGAGCUCUAUUACGGCGGCUGGGUCGCUCCCAACAUUUACUAUCUUGGAGCUGCCAACGUCCUUCGGCUGGGACCUAUCCGCAUUGCAGGCAUGUCUGGAAUAUGGAGGGGCAUGAACUACCGCAAGCCGCAUCAUGAGCGGCUACCUUUCAACCAUCUCGAUAUCAAGUCAUUCUACUCUGUCAGAGAAAUUGAUGUCCGGAAGCUCUUGUUGAUGCAGACGCAAGUUGAUGUCGGCCUAAGUCACGAUUGGCCGCGCCAGGUGGAGACGCAUGGUGACCUCGAUGAACUAUUCAGGCGAAAGCCUUUUCUUAGACGCGAAUCUAUGGAUGGCUCUCUUGGCAGCGUGGCUGCUGAGUAUGUCAUGGAUCGUCUACGACCACCUUACUGGUUCUCUGCGCAUUUACAUGUCAAAUUUGCAGCAAUCAAGAAAUACGACGAUGCAUCAAAUGCCACUGAGGCUACUCAAACUCAACCAGAUAAGCCCAUUGAUGCUCCACCCCCCGUCCAGGAUAACCCGGAUGAGAUUGAUUUGGAUAUGGACGACGAAGAUGAUGCUGAGAAGACUGAGGAUACUACCAAAGAAGCAGCUACGGGAAUUACAGAAAACGAGGCCAAAGGGGAUACCGAGGGUGAUGCUGGACAAGUUCCUGAUGACUUGAGAGCACAGCUACCAGCAUCAUUUGCUCGGCCUACAGAAAAGGUGAAGCGCAAACCAGGCCAGCCAGUCCCUCCGGGCAUUGAAAACAAAGAGGUCAGGUUUUUGUCAUUGGACAAGUGUCUGCCACAGCGACACUUCCUCCAGCUAUGCGAGGUCCAGCCGUUCAAGGAAGAGCAGCUGUCUUUAUAUCCACCACAAAGCUCCGGCCCUAGAUAUCGACUUCAAUAUGAUGCCGAGUGGUUAGCAAUCACCCGUGCUUUCCACAAAUCCCAGACCUUUGGCGAUCCUACGGCCCAAGUGUCUGAAGAUUUAGGGGAAGAGAAAUACAUUCCCCUGAUUGAAGCAGAAAAGGCGUGGGUUGAAGAGAACAUUGUGCAAAAGGGGAAGCUGGAUGUGCCGGACAACUUUGAACAGACAGCGCCUCCAUAUGUUCCCGGCACACCAGAGAUUGUUCACAAGCAGCCUGACGAGUAUACAAACCCACAGACUGCAGCCUUCUGCGAGCUCUUGGGCAUUGAGAACGUGUGGGAUGCUAGCGCCGAGGAGAGGCAGCGGCGGAAGGCUCAGGGGCCGGUGAAUACACAACUUCUGGGGCGCGGUGACAGAGGGGGCUACGACGGAAGGGGAAGGGGAAGGGGUAGAGGAGGAGGAGGAGGUAGAGGCGGCGGUAGAGGCGGCGGUAGGGGUAGAGGAGAUGGGAGAGGAGGGUUUUACGGCAGAGGGAGAGGCUAUUAAGAGACGGCACAGGGCCAUUCAUUAUUAUCCCUCAUUGCCAAGCAAGAAAUAGCAAGUACAUGAGCAAAUUGGCAUCUCGUUUAAAAAACAGGGUCGCCAAUGUUUAAUGUUUACCAGAAAGCUGGUUGUGGGGAUAGGAGGCUGGGUGUUUGUUUACCCACUCCUGCUACGGAGUAUGACCUCCGUAUAUGUAUGUGCUAAUGCAGGUGGUCUUACAUAUCGACCUUCGCAGCAAUAGGCACGCAUGUUCGGUGAAUAUUUGUGGAUAACAAUUCAUGCAUGCUUCCACCAUGAGCGAAUAGAAUCGAC
Trichoderma asperellum CBS 433.97 is the source of this 2141-nucleotide messenger RNA. RefSeq lists its product as uncharacterized. Gene Ontology annotation, cellular component: nucleus. Gene Ontology annotation, biological process: mRNA splicing, via spliceosome. Lineage: Eukaryota; Fungi; Ascomycota; Sordariomycetes; Hypocreales; Hypocreaceae. Gene Ontology annotation, molecular function: RNA lariat debranching enzyme activity. The record is from RefSeq and is a predicted model, not a curated record.